GAUAAAAACAAAGGCGUGCAGCUGGGGGCAUUGGUUCGAGAAGCGCAUCCCAAGUGCCAAAGCGUCUCUCUAGGUGCCAGUGGCACGAACAUGCAUGCAAGAUCUGAUUCGGUGUCUAAACAUGCCAGGCAUGACAAUCAGGUGGCCGCUUCGGAUCUGAUCUCAGGUUUGGACAUUGGCGAACACGUUUCCAGGCAAUGUUUUCCCAGCAUCCAUUGCAUUGAGACCCACACGGAGUGUUAGUUUUUAUAGCAUCUUUUACAAUCAAGCACUCCAGAAUGCACCGGAAACGGGCCUUUUCGGAGCCUGAGUAUUCUGCGGAGUAUUCGGCGGACUGUUCGGUCACCCUGCCCUCUGACCCCGGGCAGGCGGUGGGACGCACCCAUGAGGUGACCGUGCGCAGCUCCGGCUGCUGUCUGUGUCUGCCGCGGUUCAUGCGUCUGACCUUCGCGCCGGACUCUCUGGAGAACCUCUACCAGACCUACUUCCGGCGGCAGCGGCACGAGACCCUGCUGGUGCUGGUGGUGUUCGCAGCCCUCUUCGACUGCUACAUCAUCGUGAUGUGUGCUGUGCUGUACACCGGUGAUAAGCUGGCGUCUGUGGCCGUGGCGUCUGUGGGGCUGGCGGUGGACGUCCUGCUGUACCUGCUGUGCCGGUUCGGUCUGCUCCCGGACCGUGUGACCCGCCGCCUGGUGCCCUACGCCUUGUGGGUGCUCAUAGCGGCCCAGAUCUUCUGUUACCUAGGACUGAACUUCGCCCGCUUCCAUCAGCCCAGCGACACGGUGGGCUGGCAGGCGUUUUUUAGCUUUUCCUUCUUCCUGACGCUGCCGCUGCGGCUGACCCCUAUAGUGCUGAUCACGGCCGUGUCCUGCGGCGUGCACACCCUCGCCCUGGGCGUCACCAUCGCCCAGCAGCAGCAGGAGGACAUCCAGGGGGCGGCUCUGGGAAGACAGUUGCUGGCCAACAUUGUGAUCUACUUGUGUGCCAUCACUGUGGGCGUCAUGUCGUAUUACAUGGCCGACCGCAAACACCGCAAGGCCUUUCUGGAGGCUCGGCAGUCGCUGGAGGUGAAGCUCAACCUGGAGGAGCAAAGCCAGCAGCAGGAGCGUCUCCUGCUGUCCAUCUUACCCAAGCACAUCGCAGACGAGAUGCUUCAGGACAUGAAGAAAGAAGCCAGUCAGAAAGAGAUGCAGCAGUUCAACACCAUGUACAUGUAUCGGCACGAGAACGUCAGUAUUCUGUUCGCAGACAUCGUGGGCUUCACUCAGCUGUCCUCGUCCUGUAGCGCGCAUGAGCUGGUGAAGCUGCUCAACGAAUUGUUCGCCCGCUUCGACAAGCUAGCAGCCAAAUACCACCAGUUGAGGAUCAAGAUCCUGGGCGACUGCUAUUACUGUAUUUGUGGCCUUCCAGAUUACCGCGAUGACCAUGCGGCCUGCUCCAUCAUGAUGGGUUUGGCCAUGGUUAAGGCCAUCUCAUACGUUCGAGAGAAGACGCAGACGGAUGUGGAUAUGCGUGUCGGGGUGCAUUCUGGGACGGUUUUGGGCGGCGUGCUGGGACAGAAGCGCUGGCAGUAUGACGUGUGGUCCACUGACGUGACGGUGGCCAACAAGAUGGAGGCAGGAGGGAUACCUGGGCGAGUGCACAUCUCCCAGAGUACCCUGGAGUGUCUUCAUGGAGAGUUUGACGUGGAGCCGGGGAACGGAGGAGACCGCUGCGAGUACCUGAAGGAAAGGGGCAUUGAGACGUAUUUGGUGGUGGUGCCCAAGGGACCCGUGAGCAAGAGCAACAUCAAUGGAGUAAAGCUGUCGGUGACGUCGUCUAAUGGGAGUUCUCCGUUGCUGAUCAACACUACGGAGUGUAACGGGAGCGUCCACACGGCCUGCACCACACCGGAGGAGCCGGAGGAGCUGGACACACGCGUGGUGAACCCCUCUUUUCCAAACCCUCGGCGGCGUUUGCGUCUGCGUGAUCUGGCUGAGAGAGUCAUCGACGCUCAGGAGAACGAACAGGAGCUCAACAAACUCCUCAAUGAAGCUCUGCUGGAGAGAGAGACAGUGCAGGCACUGAAAGGGAAGCACACUAAUGGUCUGUCCAUGCGCUUCACUGAUCCGGAGCUGGAGACACGCUUCUCGGUGGAGAAGGAGAAGCAGAGCGGAGCGGCGUUCAGCUGCUCGUGUGUGGUGCUGCUCUUCACCGCCGUCAUGGAGGCGCUCAUUGACCCCAGGUUGGUUGCAAACUAUGUGACUCUGGCUGUAGGUGAAGUCUUGCUUCUCAUUCUUACUCUCUGUUCGCUGGCAGCCAUUUUUCCUCGGGUAUUUCCAAAGAGAUUGGUGUCGUUCUCCACUUGGAUUGAUCACACGCGCUGGGCUCGCAACACUUGGGCCAUGGCGGCCAUCUUUAUAGUCACAAUGGCAGACAUAGUAGAUAUGUUGAGCUGUCGUCCACCGGAGUCCUCCUCAAACGAGGCGACUCCGGUCACUGCGGCCGCCAGCGGCUGCUCAGAGAAUCCCAAAUACUACAGCUACGUCUCCGUACUGGCGCUGAUGGCCACCACCAUGCUGGUGCAGGUCAGCCACAUGGUCAAGCUCACCCUCAUGCUGCUGAUCACCGGAGCUACAGCUGUGGUCAACAUCUACAGCUGGAGGGACAUCUUUGACCUGUACGACCUGACGCGCUUUAAGGACUACAGAUUUCAUCUUGUGCCCUCCAAAUAUGCCAUGAGUGUGAUGAUCUUCAUCAUGAUGGUCAGCUUCUACUACUUCUCCCGACAUGUGGAGAAGCUGGCACGCACGCUGUUCCUGUGGAAGAUUGAAGUGCAUGAGCAGAAGGAGAAGGUGUAUGAGAUGCGGCGCUGGAACGAGGCUCUGGUCACUAAUAUGCUUCCGGAGCACGUCGCCCGACAUUUCCUGGGCUCCAAGAAGAGAGAUGAGGAGCUCUACAGCCAGUCCUACGAUGAGAUCGGAGUCAUGUUCGCCUCCAUCCCAAACUUCUCUGAUUUCUAUACGGAGGAAAGCAUCAACAACGGCGGGAUUGAGUGUCUGAGGUUCCUCAAUGAAAUCAUUUCGGAUUUUGAUAGCCUGUUAGACGAGCCGCAGUUUCGCUGUAUAACUAAGAUCAAGACUAUUGGCAGCACGUAUAUGGCAGCAUCAGGAGUCAGUCCAGACAAUAACACUAAUGGUUACGCUUGUAUGAAGAAAGAAGAGGUUUCAGAGCGGGAGCGCUGGCAGCACUUGGCAGAUCUUGCUGAUUUUGCUCUGGCCAUGAAAGUCACGCUGAUGAACAUCAACUACCAGUCCUUCAAUAACUUCAUGCUCCGCAUCGGGUUGAAUAAAGGAGGCGUUUUGGCUGGUGUGAUCGGGGCCCGUAAACCUCAUUUUGACAUCUGGGGAAACACUGUGAAUGUCGCCAGUCGCAUGGAGUCCACAGGGGUGAUGGGGAACAUCCAGGUGGUGGAGGACUGCUACUGCAUCCUGAAGGACUACGGCUUCCGCUUCGUCAGGAGAGGACCCAUAUUCGUCAAGGGGAAAGGAGAGCUGCUCACCUACUUCCUAAAGGGACGUGAAAAACAAGGCUCCUUCAUUAACGGCUCUUUUGUUACCCUGCCGCACCAAGUGGUGGACAGCUCUUGACCGACAGGCACACACACUUGCUGGCGCACACCUCACCUCAUACCUCUUCUGCCGAGUACAGUGCUCCAGUAAUUAGUUCUUUCAAAUGUGUUUUCUCUAUUUAUUAGGCUGAGGGAAGAAACAUUGAGAGAGACUUUCUGUUUAUAUAAGAGAAGUACUAUAUUAUCUAAAUUUUGGAGUUGUGCACAGAGAUGAGUGUAUGAAAUAAAACAAUCUGAAUGAUUGCUAAAGUGAUAAACAGGUUGUCCUUAAACUCAAGCCACAGCGAAUACAUUAAACUCUACUGUAUAUUACGCACUGCGCUGCUCAAAGAAACCGACAAAUUACCUAUUUUUGUUGUUCUUUCAUUUAAUUAUUUAAUCCUUUAUUUAAAGAUUACACUGAAAGUCCCAGAUAUAUCUGAAUGUUUUGAAGAGCUUUUCCGAAUGCCUGUGUAGGAAAGCAUACUGACUGCCUUUGUCUCUUCUGAAAGUGUGUGUGUGUGUGUGUGUGUGUGUUCAUGCAUUUCUAAAGUCUAGUCACAUUUUCUCUUUUGAAUUUUAAUAAUUUAUAAUGGAUGUACAUGAAGGUUUGAAAGUCUGAGACCACAUUAAAUCAUGGGUUUUAAUCAUAGACUGUAUAAAAACAGGUUUUAAUCCUGGAAAUAACCAUACAGUUCUUGGAUUACUCAUAAAAUAUGUAAAAAAUAAGUUAAUAAAAUUAUUAUACUGUCAAUGUAAUUAGUAAUGAAAAAUAUUGUAUUCUAAAAAUAAACAAAAGCACUUUAAUUAUUUGUUUCAGACAUUUGGACCCCAGUAUAUGUUUUAGUGUUCCUCAUGUGCCAAAUACAAGCCACUAUGUGUGUCAGUUUGUGCUACUCUGAGGACAUGUGUGAGUAUCACUGUGUGAACGGGUUCAUUGUGCGUGGCAUUGCAGGGAUGAAUGUUUCUUAGUUCAGAAUAUAUUCCCCACAGUGUUUUUCCUCAAGGAUUAGAUGAAUGUGCAAUAGUUUAUUCUUUUACGGCAUUCUGCUCUCCAUUACAGUUUUAAGAAGAACCCUCUUCUCCCAGCAAGUCAUAUUUUUAUAUUAUGAUGUAAAAGUUCUUAUUAAAGAGUAUUGUACACAGAGACUGGAUCGGUGUGUCUUCUAAACUGGCCAGACAGUUCAUUUAUUACCAGUGUCAGGGACCUUCUGUGUCGGUAAGCAGAAAUCCAUUUGAUUUUGAGUUUAAAUGGUAUAUGAAGGCAUGACUUUGUGGCCGAUCGCUGUCGUUUGAUGCAGGAUUUUGCAAAAAUUUGAUAUUUUUGAAUUAUGGAUAUGGAAUAAAAUGGCACUUUGAAAGAUCUGUUACGUAA
This is a messenger RNA of Carassius carassius (crucian carp), 4964 nucleotides long. Its product is annotated as adenylate cyclase type 3-like. The record is from RefSeq and is a predicted model, not a curated record. Gene Ontology annotation, molecular function: adenylate cyclase activity. The coding region runs from base 279 to 3629 and encodes 1116 amino acids. The transcript is spliced from 20 exons. Lineage: Eukaryota; Metazoa; Chordata; Actinopteri; Cypriniformes; Cyprinidae. Gene Ontology annotation, biological process: adenylate cyclase-activating G protein-coupled receptor signaling pathway; intracellular signal transduction; cAMP biosynthetic process. Gene Ontology annotation, cellular component: plasma membrane.